AUGUAUCCCAAGUGUGGGUGUGUUCCUGAGUGUGCGUGUAUCCCGAGUGUGCGUGUAUCCCGAGUGUGCAUGUGUUCCCGAGUGUGUGUGUAUCCCGAGUGUGCGUGUGUUCCCGAGUGUACGUGUAUCCCGAGUGUAUGUGUAUCCCGAGUGUGUGUGUAUCCCGAGUGUGCAUGUGUUCCGAAGUGUGUGUGUAUCCCGAGUGUGAAUGUGUUCCCGAGUGUACAUGUAUCCCGAGUGUGCAUGUAUCCCGAGUGUGCAUGUGUCCCCAAGUGUGCAUGUCCCCGAGUGUGCGUGUGUCCCCGGGUGUGCGUGUAUCCCAAGUGUGGGUGUGUUCCUGAGUGUGCGUGUAUCCCGAGUGUGUGUGUUUCCCAAGUGUGCGUGUAUCCCGAGUGUGCAUGUGUUCCUGAGUGUGUGUGUAUCCCGAGUGUGCGUGUGUUCCCGAGUGUACGUGUAUCCCGAGUGUAUGUGUGUCCCGAGUGUGUGUGUAUCCCGAGUGUGCAUGUGUUCCGAAGUGUGCAUGUAUCCCGAGUGUGCAUGUGUUCCCGAGUGUACAUGUAUCCCGAGUGUGCAUGUAUCCCGGGUGUGCAUGUGUCCCCAAGUGUGCGUGUCCCCGAGUGUUCGUGUGUCCCUGGGUGUGCGUGUGUCCCAGAGUGUGCAUGUCCCUGA
Messenger RNA from Dama dama (fallow deer), 669 nucleotides. RefSeq names its product keratin-associated protein 4-4-like. NCBI's taxonomy places the organism in Eukaryota, Metazoa, Chordata, Mammalia, Artiodactyla, Cervidae. The transcript has a single exon. The coding region runs from base 1 to 669 and encodes 222 amino acids. The record is from RefSeq and is a predicted model, not a curated record.